Messenger RNA from Gadus morhua (Atlantic cod), 1471 nucleotides. It is a transcript of the gene rsph14, whose product is annotated as radial spoke head 14 homolog. Bases 443 to 1471 code for a protein of 342 amino acids. NCBI's taxonomy places the organism in Eukaryota, Metazoa, Chordata, Actinopteri, Gadiformes, Gadidae. Gene Ontology annotation, molecular function: protein binding. The transcript has 7 exons. The record is from RefSeq and is a predicted model, not a curated record.
AUCGCCGCGUUCUAAAACUGGACCUUGCGAUUUGACAUGUUCAAUCUCUGGCGACUCCUUGCAACGCCUUGCGACGCCUUGCAACGGCUUGCAACGACCCGUUCACACCGCCCCUGCGACGUUCUAAAACCGUCUCGUUGCAAGGUGAAUCUUUGGUCUGAACUGGGCUUAAGACCAUCACAUGCAUUUGCAUGGGUUUAUGCCUGUUUAUGCGUGUGCACAUCAAAUACACAUGUAGGUUGUACGAAGUACAAUAAUGUAUUACGAAUACGAAAUAUAUUUAUUGUAUAAACAAUAAAACUAUAUUGAAACUACCUGGUUUACUAUUAUUUGUUAAAUAUCGUCAACAACAUACUUCAAACAUGAUCCAACGUUGUUUACAAAUGUUCCUAGGCAACGGCAGAGGAGCUCUUUCCAACAGUAGCACCGACCUCGCACCAGGAUGGCCAACGUGCGGAUAUCGGAGCGGCUACCGUGGCUCCUCAACUCCCACCUCGCCCCGGUCGCCUACGGGAGCUGGGCUCUCCCGAAGCUGGUCCUGGAGCUCCAGCAGCCGGACACACUGACCCGACAGCGGGCUCUAGCGUCGCUCUGCGACCUCGCACACGACCCUGAAAAGGCCUAUCAAGCGAUUCAAAACGGUUGCCUGGAGCAGUUGAAGCUGUUGCUGAGAGACAACGAGCCUUCGAUCCGGACGCGAACCUCGGAGCUUCUCUUUCUUCUGGUCGCCCACAGUGUCGGCAGAGAGGCCUUCCUGUGCCGUGAUGUUCUCUCUCCUCUGGCUGAGCUGAUAGAUGAGUCGCAUCAUGCCUGUAAACUCAACGUCCACCGGACCCUGAACCGACUGGCCAACUUUCCCUCAGCUGCAAUGUCAAUGGUGUCUAUGGACCUGGUUCCACGCCUGGUGGCAAAUGUCAACGAGGAGGAAGACGAGGUCAUACAGACCCUUCUCCUCUAUACCAUCAGUCUGUGUUUGAGGGUGGAUCCCCGGCCCGCCCUAGCCUGUAAUGGGGUGUCUGUCCUGGGCAAGCAGCUCUCCACGCCCUCCCUGGGAAUCCGUAGAGCUGCGUUGAACGCUCUUCUGGCCAUCAGUGUACCUCUGGAGGGGAAGGAGAGGGUGUGUGAUGGGGGCCUCCUACCGUUACUGGUAAAGCUGCUGUCGGACUCGGACCCCGAGGUCCAGGCCAACGCUGCUGGUACCAUAAUGAACACUGUCAUCAUUACUAAAGGUAAGCUCCAAGCUCUGUCGGCAGGGGCCCUCCCUGGACUCCUGCUCCUGGUGUCCAGCGAGGAGCGGGCGGUGUGCCUCAACGCCCUGAAGGCCCUCACGGCACUGGCCGAGGCCCCUAGCGGCCGGCGCCAUCUGUUGGAACACGUCCCGGUGCUGAGCAGCCGGACGGGGGCCCACGAGGAUCAGGCGGUCCGGCGGGCUGCACAGUGCGCUCUCCAGGUGGUCACCUGGACGCCCUGA